Molecule: messenger RNA, 732 nt
Organism: Oppia nitens
Lineage: Eukaryota; Metazoa; Arthropoda; Arachnida; Sarcoptiformes; Oppiidae
Product: juvenile hormone acid O-methyltransferase-like
Exons: 4
Coding region: 1-732 (243 amino acids)
Molecular function (GO): S-adenosylmethionine-dependent methyltransferase activity
Source: RefSeq, a predicted model, not a curated record
AUGGAGUCUAUUAAACAAUUAAACAUUGAUAAUAGAUCCUAUGAUCUGAUUGUUGACUUAGGCUGCGGUGACGGCGGUAUUACCAAACAUUUGUUUGGCAAACAUAUCCGGUAUAAACUGUUGGUCGGCAUUGAUGUCGUACCCGAAAUGAUAAGCUAUGCCCGCCGUCAUAAUACUGCUGAUACUAUUGAAUAUGUGGAGCAAGACAUGAGUAUCGGUUGGCCAGAGAUUAGUAGCCAACGGAUCAGGCAAUUGGACGGUACGGUCGAUCUAAUUGUAUCUAACUUUGCCCUACACUAUAUGCCCGAUAAGUGGCAAGUGAUGAACACUUGUAGUCGCUUACUGUCCUCCUCCUCCUCCUCCACCACCACUACGGGCGGUAUAUUUCAUGCAAAUAUCGUUAUUCUGGCCGAUCUUAACAAAAAACUGGUUACAACUAAUACCCCGAAACAAUGGUAUCCGACAAUUGAUAAACAAAUCGCUGAUUGGAAACAAUCAAUAAUUGAUAAUCAAUUAGAUAUUAAACAACUAAUGACUAUUGAUUACGAUUGGACUAUAGAUAGGCAAAUAACGAUUGACUUUAUGCCAGUAAUCCAAUCAAACUAUCGGUCAUUUUUCAAAAAUCAAUCGGACUUUGAGGCCGAACUCAAUGACCACUUAUCGGAUACAGUGUUCGAUGCAUUUGUUAACCCGACGGCUCCGGACCCGAACCCCAAGAGUAACGGCUGUUAA